Miniopterus natalensis is the source of this 1800-nucleotide messenger RNA. Its product is annotated as nuclear RNA export factor 2-like. Lineage: Eukaryota; Metazoa; Chordata; Mammalia; Chiroptera; Miniopteridae. Gene Ontology annotation, molecular function: RNA binding; protein binding. Gene Ontology annotation, biological process: poly(A)+ mRNA export from nucleus. The record is from RefSeq and is a predicted model, not a curated record. Gene Ontology annotation, cellular component: nucleus; cytoplasm.
GGUGGUUAUUCACCUCAAGGAAGAAAGAAAAGUUGGAGUUAUUUUCGAGGUAAUUUUGGCAAGAGGACCCAUCAUCAAUAUGGUGGGUAUGGACUUCAGCCUUCACACCUCCAGGAGGAUGAUGGAAACGUGGAGAUGAGGGGAGUGCAGAAGUACCAAGUCAGACACACUCCCUAUACCAUGGGAUACUACAAGAGGAGAGUGCAAUGGCAUAAUGAAGGCGGUCUCCAUGUUACUCUGUGGUCUAAUAGAAAUCAUCUCAGGAGUGAAAUGGGGGAAGACACACCAGAUCGAACCCUGGGGAGCUGGUUCAAGGUCACAGUUCCCUGUGGAAGAAAGUAUGACAAGACAUGGCUAAUGGAUUCAAUCCAGAGCCAUUGCAGUGUCCCCUUCACUCCAGUGGAUUUUCACUAUGUGAAAAAGAAGGCUCGGUUCUUUGUCCAGGAUGCUAAUGCUGCCUCUGCAUUGAAGGACAUAAACUACAAGAUUUGUGAUGAGGAGAACCAAAAGAUACCUAUCUAUGUCAAUACUUCUGCUGAACCUUACUCUGUGCAGUAUAAGCUGGAUCUAGAAGAAAUGGAGCAGCUAAAGGUGGCCAUGAGCAAACGAUAUGAUGUGUCCCAGAAAGCUCUUGAUCUUUGUAAGCUUCGCUUUGACCCAGGCUUUGCAUGUCUUGAUAUUGAUAUAAUCCUGAAUCGGAGAAACUGUAUGACUGCCACCCUACAGAUCAUCAAAAAGAAUUUCCCUGAGCUGUUGUCCUUGAACUUGCGCAAUAACAGACUGUACCAGCUGGAUGGCCUGUCUGAUAUUAUACAGAUGGCCCCCACAGUCAAGAUUCUGAACCUCUCCAAAAAUGAGCUGAAAUCAACCUGGGAGUUAAGCAAGAUCAAAGGUCUGAAGCUCGAAGAGCUGUGGCUUGAAGGAAACCCUUUAUGUGUCACCUUUAGAAACCAGUUCACCUACAUAAGUGCCAUCAGGAAAUGUUUCCCCAAGUUAUUACGCUUGGAUGGCCAGGAUUUAGUUCCACCAACUACCACUGCCAUUGACAAACCCCACCUAAUGAAGCCCUUAGUAAAGGAAAGCUGUAAAGGAUCUGAUGUUCUGAGGACUCAAGUCCUGCAAUUUGUGCAGCAAUACUACUUGAUCUAUGACUCUGGAGACAGACAUUGUCUUCUCUGUGUUUAUCAUGACGAGGCCUGCUUCUCCCUAACGAUUCCCUUCUUUCCGGAUGAGCCAGCCCGAAGCAGCAUGUUUGAAUAUUUCAAAGAUAACAGGAAUAUGAAGAACCUCAAGGACCCUGCCCUGCAUUUUCAACUGCUGAAACAUACAAAACGUGACAUUGUGUGUUCUCUCUGUGUGUUGCCCAAAACUCAGCAUGAUGUCAACUCCUUCGUGGUAGACAUGUGGUCCCACUCGGAAAGCCUGCUCUUCUUUUGUGUCAAUGGGAUGUUCAAGGAAGUGGAAGGAAGGUCUCAGGGUUCUGUGCGUGCCUUCACCCGGACCUUCAUCGCUACCCCUGCCAACAAUUCCAGCCUGUGUAUCAUAAAUGAUGAAUUGUUUGUGAGGGAUGCCACCCCUGAGAAGACUGAGAGUGUGUUGUCCACCCAAGUGCCCACACCCUCCUGUGGCACUGGAUCCACCCUGUCUCAGGAGCAGCAGGAAACUGUGGAGGUUUCCUCCACCCCAUCUGGGAUGAGCCUCUAGUGGUCUCAGAAGUGUUUGCAUGAACACAAGUUUUCAUUUCUCUUAAUAAACUGUCUUUGUGUGACUGGUGUAUUAUAUGAUUCCGCAUAUGAGUAA